CUGCUGACGAGAAAACACACACAAACAACGAUGGCGAUGCCGAUGCCGACAGCACCUCCGAUGGAGAACACGACCCUUGUGGGACACCCGCCUCCUCCAUCAUACGAUGAGAUCUCAGGCGCAAACCCUUAUUAUCCAGCAGGCCCUUAUCCUCCAGCGGACAUGAAGGCAUCUGGUCCUCCUCCAUAUCCGACACAAGAAUACAAUCAGAUGUACCCACCGACCGCACAAGGACAACCUGUCACCAGUCCCGUCGUAGCCGUCCAGACAGUCUAUGUUCAGCCUGGCCUGGUGUUUGGUAACGUCCCGGUUCAGGCUCACUGCCCAGUGUGUUCACAGUCCGUCAUCACUCGUCUGGAGUACUCCUCAGGACCCCUAGUCUGGCUCUCCUGUGCAGGACUGGCCGUUUUUGGCUGCAUCUACGGCUGCUGCCUAAUUCCCUUCUGCAUAGAGGACCUGAAGGACGUCACGCACCACUGUCCAAACUGCAGCAGUGUUUUAGGGGUGCACAAGAGAUUCUGAAGUCCCUCCAGAGCUGGGAAACACAGCUACUGUGCAUUUAAGAUGGAAGGAAGUUACAGCGAAUUCAUUCUUUGAGUAAGAGAUGAUUCACCAAUCUGUGCCACUCACAAACUGACAUGUGAUCAUACAUACACAUUCACACAUGCACAUUUACAGCUAUGGAGGAAAAAUAAAUACGAAUAAGAGCACUUGAAAACAUUUGCUAUUCCAUGACCCAUUCUGUCAUUAUCAGAUCUUUAUUAAUAAAAACAAAUAUUCAAAUUUGUAAUAUCAUAAAUCUAGAGAAACUGAGAAUUUUCAAGCAGUCUCUUAAUUUAUUUAUUUUCCUUAGCUGUCUUUAUUAAAAUGAUCAUAACUGUCUUACCUCUGUAAACUCUGAUUUCACUGAAAAUUAAAUGUAAUCUUUUUUUAUUGUAUAAUUUAAUAGCAGAACUGUAAGGAAAUCUCUUUUGUUUGUGAUUAAAGCUUAAUUACGGUGUAAUUCCACUUAAACUUUCAUAGAAAAUAAUUCUAGAAAUAAAAUGUAUAUCUCACUUAAAUGUCUGUGUGUCCAUCAGGAGAUGUCAUUUGCAAAUAAAAGUCAGAGCAACAUAGUGUUGAACAAACUAAUAAAUGCAGCGCUGCAAAAAUAAUCAUCGUAAUGAGUAAAAAAAAAAACACUAUUAGGGCAAAACCCGCUGGAGAUCUUCCACUUCAUAGAUCCAGUUUCUCCUGUGAAUGGCUGCGUUUGCAGAAAGGUCUGCCAUUUUCACAGCUCGCAGGACUGGUUCUGGACUGUGAGACUGGAUGACACCCAUAACCAUGACGUAUUUACCUGUGGACAAAGGACAUUAAGCUGUGAACAUAAAACACACUGCGUGGAGUGUUGUGCUUGCAUAACAUUGCGUGCAAUAAAGGGCCUGUUCCAAUUCACACACUUCCCGUUUUGGCCAUGUACACAAAAGUGAAUGUGCAACUAGACACAUCUAGGUCUCUAAGCCACGUUUACACCGUCAGGUCUUGAUGCCCAAUUCCGAUUUGUUACCUACAGUAUAUCUGAUUUUUUUUUUGCCAGUAUGUUUACACGCUCUUUUAAUUGUGUCUGAUUCAUGGGUUUACACUUGCCAUACAAUUCACAAUGACAUGUAUGUGUAAAGGUGGAUUCUUGUUUAAGAAAUUGUCUUGAUUUUAGCUCUGCGAAAUAUGUGAAGUUCGCCCAACUUUAAAAUGAUUUUGAGGUGGAGGAGGAGGGAAAGUGCCGUCAUUGCAGCUUGCGCCUAUAUACGGUGUCCUCCACCAUUCAGAGAAAUUUGUGGGUACAAGAUCUCAGCUCUCUUGGGAGCAAAUUGUGGUGGGGUUUGAUGAAGAGCAAUGGGUCCGAAAUUUUAGGAUGAGCACACACACACACACGCUCCUCUUUCUACACUAUUAAACUGAGGAGAAGUACCACAUUGUCACAAGUUUAAUGACUUACAAAAUAAAAUGCCCCAAUAAAUCCGCUCUGCCUGUUUACAUGA
Danio rerio (zebrafish) is the source of this 2018-nucleotide messenger RNA. RefSeq names its product lipopolysaccharide-induced TNF factor (gene litaf). Gene Ontology annotation, cellular component: plasma membrane; late endosome membrane; membrane. The record is from RefSeq and is marked provisional. NCBI's taxonomy places the organism in Eukaryota, Metazoa, Chordata, Actinopteri, Cypriniformes, Danionidae.